AUGGUGAGCAUGGUAUCUAAGAUCAUAAAACUUGGAGUACCCACAGCUACUCUUGCUGUUGGAACUCUAUUGCUUGGUGAUGACGAGAAAAGAUCGGCAUUCUUUCGCACAGCUUCUGCAUUUACUCAAAACCAUGGACAUAAGACCUUUGAUGAACAUUUUCCACGUGGAGAAUGGGACAAAAAUUGGGAUUUCCGUGAUCCAAUUAGCCUUGUCGAUAAAGGAAAGUGGGAAAAAGCUGACGAAGAAGGCAAAAAGAAACUGAUCGAAGAGAAGAAAGCUACGGCAACGAGAAACAUUUUCCUCAUUCGUCAUGGUCAAUAUCAUCUCGAUCACGAAGUGAAAAUGCUGACCCCACUUGGGCGUGAACAAGCCGAAUUAUUGGGGAAAAGACUUGCAAACUCGGAUAUCAAAUUUACAAACAUGACUAUGUCGACUAUGGUUCGUGCCACCGAAACUGCCAACAUCAUCUUGAAGCACCUUCCUGAUGAUCUUACCCGCACAUCCUCACCGUUUAUUGAGGAAGGACCACCAUACCCACCAGUGCCAGAUCAUAAAACAUGGAGGCCUCUAGAUCCAGAGUUCUACACGGAAGCCGCCAGAAUCGAAUCAGCCUACCGCAAAAUAUUCCAUCGUGCUUCCCCGUCACAAAAAGAAGACUCAUUCGAACUUAUUGUAUGCCAUGCGAACGUCAUUCGGUAUUUCAUCUGCAGAGCUCUACAAUUUCCACCAGAGGGCUGGCUCCGUAUGUCGCUAGGAAACUGUUCGUUGACAUGGAUCACUAUUCGUCCAAAAGGACAUGUUUCUGUUCGUUCCAUCGGAGAUAUUGGUCACCUUCCACCAAACAAGAUUUCCUUCACCUAAUUUGAACCAAAAAGGAGUAUUUCAUGUCAAGUUAAUUGUGCCUUGCUUUAAAACUUAUUUAUUGUUCGUCAAAUGUCUGUUUUGUUGUGUUCUAUGUAUCACCGUUUCACUGUUUAAAAAAUAAAUACAAAUGGUUGG
Messenger RNA from Caenorhabditis elegans, 1002 nucleotides. RefSeq names its product Serine/threonine-protein phosphatase Pgam5, mitochondrial (gene pgam-5). Gene Ontology annotation, cellular component: mitochondrial outer membrane. The transcript is spliced from 5 exons. Gene Ontology annotation, molecular function: protein serine/threonine phosphatase activity. The coding region runs from base 10 to 864 and encodes 284 amino acids. The record is from RefSeq and is marked reviewed. NCBI's taxonomy places the organism in Eukaryota, Metazoa, Nematoda, Chromadorea, Rhabditida, Rhabditidae.